AUGUUUCUUGAUUAUCUAGUGCACGAGUUUAUAACACUUGGAGGAGGAGAAGAAGUAUCACGCAGUCAUGUUACCACCGCUCCUUAUUACCUUGUAACCGAUGCAGUUUACAUUAAUGGUUCCAUCUAUUAUGGUGCUUGGGCCCCUAAGCAAAGAAUGGAUACGGUGAUUGUGUGUUUUGAUGUUAGACACAAGAAGAUUAGAUUUAUCAAAGCGCCUAGGAAUGUUGUGUUUUGGGAGACUGAAUCAAUAUUGAUGGAUUACCGAAGGAAGUUAGCUUCGGUUUUAGUAAACCCAUAUUCUUCAUUCCGAAUUUUUGGUUUAUUGAUACUUGAGGAUACCAUCAAACAUGAAUGGUCCAAGCAAACGUUUGAGCUUCCUAACAAGGCUGGUGAAAUCAUGUUUUCCCCAAACACUCUCCCACCCGUUGAUAAACCAUUCUUCAUUUUCUACUACAAUGUCGAAAAUAAAGACAUGAGAAGAGUUAGGCUCCAUGGAGUUGCCACAUAUAGCACAUUGACCCUAGAGCUCUUUGGAAGUCAUACUAAAACCAAAGUUACUAGAGUGAAUAUUUCAUCAGUAAACUCUGGAAGUCAAUUUGUUUCAUUAGGCCUAACCCAAACUUUGGAAGUCAACUUCAUAUUGCAAAAGCAUAGUAUGGUUAGCCAGCACAUAACCAUCGCUUUUUUCAAUAUGACUUUGUUUAACCAAACUUUGGAAGUCAACAACAAAGUUGUUUCAUUAGUCUAG
Capsella rubella is the source of this 750-nucleotide messenger RNA. Its product is annotated as F-box protein At1g30790-like. The transcript is spliced from 2 exons. Bases 1 to 750 code for a protein of 249 amino acids. NCBI's taxonomy places the organism in Eukaryota, Viridiplantae, Streptophyta, Magnoliopsida, Brassicales, Brassicaceae. The record is from RefSeq and is a predicted model, not a curated record.